AGGUUGGCGGUGCGCAAGGUCUCCAACGCCAGUGGAUUUGACAGGAGCCAACAGUUCAACACAACACCACAUUCAGGAAACUAUAAGUUAUGUGUCGGACCUGUAACUUGUAGUAGAAGUUAGACAUAUCUACGUUGAGUUAAAACAUACAACUGUUGAAUAACGACAGUAUUGAUACAUGUUUUGGUAAACGGCGAUAAUGUUGGUCCAGGCUGCGGGAGGAUGAUGAAGAAGAGACUGUGGCGAGUCAUGUCAGUGUGCCUACUUGUGUUAUUACUGUGUUGGCACCCCACUAAAUAUGUUGGCUGCACAGAGCAGUCCCCAGAGGCUCAGACCCUGACUGUGCCUGCACAGGACAGCAGUCCGAAGGAAGAUCCAGGCGACAGGUCCCAUCACAAGGAUGUUGUUCAGUUAGAGGAUGGCUGGGGGCCACAGUAUGUCCAGCACCUAUCUGAAGAGGAGGUGCUGCCAGAUGGAGAGGAGGUGGACAUACAGCAGCAGGGCCUAGCAGAGGAGGAGGGAGCGGGGACUCCAGGCACAGAGGUGGAGGACAAGGAGCAUGUACAGACGUUGGACCUGGACGAUCCUGAGAAGGAGCCAGAGACAGCAGAACCAGAGGCCGAGCCAGAGACAGCAGAACCAGAGGCAGAGCCAGACGCUGAGCAGCCACCUCCAGAGGCCGUUGUCACCCAAGAGCAGCAGCCAACCCCCACCUCUGAUCUAUUCCCUCCAUCCUCUGCCAUUGCCCUCAACCCUGUCACUGAAGAGCCCUCCAUGACCCAUGGCUCAUCCUCUAGUGUACCAGAGGAUACUGUGUCUGAUGUCCCUGUAUCGGACUUCAGCGAUACUGAUCUGGCCACAGACGACUGUGAAGCUGGAGAAACCAACCCCUUUGAUGAAUCCUGGACCUGCGUGAGUAGCGAGUCCAAGAUCCAGGACCAGAGUACCAGUCUUCCUGUUGUCCUGGAGAAACUUAACAAUGCUCUAGGAAAGGGCACCAAGACCGACAUAGACCACCCUCAGGUCCAGGCAGGUCAGGCCUCAGCGGGACUGGCUCAGGGGGCCAACACCUCCCACAUGCUCAAAGAACUGAGCUCACACAUCGCCAAGGAGAAGGAUCCCAAUGUGGCAACUAAGGAUGCGGAGGACAUCCCCACCUUUGACGAGUGGAAGAAGAAAAUUAUGGAGGUGGAAAAAGAGAAGACUUUGGCCACUCACAUCUCCACCAAUGGCGGCUCCCACACUGUAAAAAAGGCGCAGAAGAACUUCAACAACUAUGCCUCGGUGGAGUGUGGGGCCAAGAUCCUGGGUUCUAACCUAGAGGCUAAGAGCACUUCAGCCAUAUUAAUGGAAAGCAUGGAUCAUUACAUGUUAAAUCCCUGCAGCAACAAGAUCUGGUUCAUCAUCGAGCUGUGUGAUCCCAUCCAGGUGAAGCAGUUGGACAUCGCUAACUUUGAGCUCUUCUCUUCCACACCCAAAGACUUCCUGGUCUCCAUCAGUGACAGGUACCCGACCAACAAGUGGGUGAAGUUGGGCACGUUUCAUGCUCGGGACGAGCGCACUGUUCAGAGUUUCCCUCUGGACGAGCAUCUGUAUGCCAAAUAUGUCAAGAUGUUCACCAAGUACAUAAAGGUGGAGCUGGUCUCUCACCAUGGAUCCGAACACUUCUGCCCUCUCAGUCUCAUAAGGGUUUUUGGAACGAGUAUGGUGGAGGAGUAUGAGGAGAUCGCUGACCCCCUGGACAGACCAGACGACCAGGAUGAUGACCUCGAUUAUCCUCCUGGAUACGUUCCUGCAGAGGAUAAGGCUUCAAAUGACCUCAUAGGAUCAGCCAAGGAUGUCAUUCUGAACAUGGUGAACAACAUUAAAGUCAACGUGCUGGGGGGAGGACCAGGGGAAGGGAACUUCUCAGGCCAGACAGUGAACCUGACUAUCAUUACACCAUCUGACCCUGACACCACCACCACCCUCAGCCCAGUGCCUGACACUGUAGAGGUGCAGCAGCCUAAAGUAACAGAGGUCCCUGAUGUCACUACCACAGAAGCCCCUACUCCAGACACCCCUGCCACAGAGGAACCCAAACCAGAAGUCCCUACUCCAGACACCCCUGCCACAGAGGAACCCAAACCAGAAGCCCCUACUCCAGACACCCCUGCCACAGAGGAACCCAAACCAGAAGCCCCUACUCCAGACACCCCUGCCACAGAGGAACCCAAACCAGAGCAUAUAUCUGAAGAGGAGCAGGUAGUCACUCCUAUAAAGGAGGAGGUCCAGUCUAUAGUCACCAUGCUGGAAGAGGAUGGGAGGGAGAGAGAGGAGCACCAUUGCCCUGGCCAUCGACAGCAAGAAAGCCUUGACUACUGUGGCCUGUCUUCCUCCUCCUCUUGCUCCUGCUCAGCCUCCCUCCAGGAGUACCUCCUCCACCAGUGUUCCGUUCAGAGGAACUACACCAGCCAGGAGAGGGUGCCAGAGGCUACACCAGCUCCAGUCACCCCCACCACCCCGUCACAGAUGCCCAUCUCCCCCACGGCCACCCAGACCCCCCAGCAGCCCCACACUCAGGGGGAACAGCCCCAGGAGAGAGAGACCAGCUCUGCCCCGGGAGAGAGGAGAGCCAGGCCCACUGACACCCCACCACACUUUCCAUGGGUUGAGACUGAGGCAGUGGGACAGGUAGAGCCCAGUAUGGAGCUGCCCCACCUAGAGCCCAGCCAGACCUCCACCCUGCCCAGACCCAGCUCCACCGACACCUCCAGCUCUGCCACCAGACCCACCACUCCCGUGGAGCCUCCACACCAGGCCUCCUCCAAAGACCUGCCCGGGCAGAAGCACCCCGUCACUGGGGCAGAGAAGAGCCAGGAGGUGCAGCAGGAGGAGAACAGGCAGCCUGCUCCCACUGUCGCCACCACCACCUCCAGCUCCAGUGGCCUAGUGGAGCAGAGCUGGGGAACCCCUGUCGAGGAGAGGCACUGUCCGGAGGUUCAGCCUGCAGAACAAGACAACAUCCAGGUCAUUCACCAACCACACGUGGCUGAUCCACUCCCCCCUCCCCUCCCCACUACCUCCACCCCCACAGAGCAGCAGCAGCCUCCGGGAUCCCCUCCUAAACCAGCGGGUGCUGGCGGCGGCAACACUACUCCUGAGGAGCCCAACUCUGUCCCUGUCGUGGUCAUAACGGAGCCCCCCUCACAUGGCCAGGGCCAGGCCGUCGCCACGGAAACCAAGGGGGAGGCGGAGCUUGUGGAGGACAUCCUUUUCACCUCGUCGCCCAAUGGCAACAGGCAGCAGCUGCCUCGCCCCACCUCUCCUUCCCCUUUAGACUUCUACGCAGAGCUCCACAACACCACGGACCAGGGGAAUGGGAACGCGAACCCGAUGCACGGCUCCACCAGUCAGAAGGAGUCUGUGUUCAUGAGGCUCAACAACCGUAUCAAGGCCCUGGAGAUGAACAUGUCGCUGAGCGGACGCUACCUAGAGCAACUCAGCCAGAGGUACCGAAGGCAGAUGGAAGAGAUGCAGAGGGCUUUCAACCAAACCAUCAUCAAACUGCAGAACACAUCCAGGAUAGCAGAGGAGCAGGACCAGAGACAGACGGAGUCCAUCCAGUCGUUGCAGGGCCAGCUGGAGGACAUCACACAGCUGGUGCUCAACCUGUCCAUCAGAGUCAGCCAGCUGCAGAGCCAGGUGUCGGACAGGCAGAGCUACCUCCUGCUGUGCCUGGUGUUGUGUUUGUUCCUGGGCCUGCUGCUGUGUGCCCAGCACUGUCGCAUGUCUGCCAUGGAGCCUCCCUCCACAGACCCAGAGCCUCCUAUACCCAAGAGCUACAGCUACUGCAGCCCAGAGAGGCUUUUCUCUGAAUAUGAAGACAUGAGCUUGAAGAGACGAGCCUCAUAUCCUCUCCUGCACUCUGAUUCCUUUCAGUUACCCACUACUGAAGGUCCAGAGUCACUGCAAACUGUUGAACCAAUGAAUUUUCCCCCAGCUAAUAAAAAGAAGAACCGCAGUAAGAUGAAGACCGUGGAGCCCCUGAAGUGCACCGCUUUCUGUGCUCCUUUGCUUGCUAACGGCCGCGCCCCUCGUGGCACCAUGGACCCUACACCCUGCACGGGGCAUCUCAGCCACCCUGCCUUCAGGGACCCCCCCUUUGAGGGCAGCUCAGAGGGCUCCUCCCAGUCAGACGAGCCCUCUUUCUGUGGCCUCGCUGCUACCUCCUGCACGCGCCUCUGUGACGGUCUGCCCCCGCCCAGGAGCAGGGCAGCGAAGCGGGCAUUCAAGCGGCGCAGCUCCAAGCCUGGGUGCGGGGUGGUGGAUCUCCUGCAGACCCCGCGGAGAGACGGGAGCGAAGCUACACCCACCAUCCUCACCCUGCAGGAUCACAUCGGGGGGGGAAGGAGCUAGCUGCAGGGAGGCUAGGAGUGACGGCGCUCUGAGGUCCUGUCUGACCCAAAUUGCUCCAGCAAACAGACUCUGGAACACUCAUUCUCUGAAAGGAGGGUUGUUGUUAUCCCUGUAUACUUAGGAGGCUUUAAGCUAGGACACAAAUUAGACAAUCCCUCUUCUUCCACCUCCUAACCGGUAUGUUAUGUUCUAUUCAUGUUCUCUGUCAGGCUCUUUUGUUAUGAGGUUAAUAGUGGCAACCUUAAAAGAUAAGUAAACUUUAUUUUUAACCAAAUCUGUAUUUUGGAUGUAAAUGGCAUGUUCUAGAAUAAAACAUGAACAAAAGCUCUAAAAACACCUAAAUACAUAUUUUAGAAACACAACUUGUGAAAUUGUCUUUCCGAAUUUUAUCUGUAACGUUAUAUAUUUGCUUUUGUGCGACUCAAGCAGUUUCCCCUAUCCAUCUGUGCUUCUUCUCCGUGUAGCCCGAGCAUGGGCUACACAGAGAAGUAUCGCUUGAGUCGCACAAUAUGUAAUAUAACGUUGCGAAUAAAGUUUGGAGUGACAAAAUGUCAUGUGUACAACAUCUAAAGACCUGCAUCACUAUACUGAGAGCGUUGCCAUUUCUAAAAGGAAGUAUUUGGGUGAUUUUUGAGCUUUUGUUUAACUUUAUCCACACCCUGGCACUGCACAACGAGCAGGAGGAAGUCUAUCGCUGGUUGGGGUAAGUUUAUCAAAAACAAGUGAAAUCGCAAAAAAGUCUGGGCACUUCUAUAAUAUGCCAUUACAUCCAAAAUACAGAUUUGGUAAAAAAUAUUGUAACUUCUCCUUUAAAAGGUGCACUAUGUAACAAUCAAACCUGCAAAUAGCAAAAAAGUCUGGGCACUUCUAUAAUACGCCAUUACAUCCAAAAUACAGAUUUGGUUAAAAAUAUUGUAACUUCUCCUUUAAAAGGUGCACUAUGUAACAAUCAAACCUGCAAAUAGCCGAGUGGCGCAGCGGUCUAAGGCACUGCAUCUCAGUGCUUGAGGCGUCACUACAGACCCCCUGGUUCGAUUCCAG
Coregonus clupeaformis (lake whitefish) is the source of this 5439-nucleotide messenger RNA. Its product is annotated as SUN domain-containing ossification factor. The record is from RefSeq and is a predicted model, not a curated record. Lineage: Eukaryota; Metazoa; Chordata; Actinopteri; Salmoniformes; Salmonidae. Gene Ontology annotation, biological process: regulation of bone remodeling; protein folding in endoplasmic reticulum. The transcript has 22 exons. Gene Ontology annotation, cellular component: cytoplasm; membrane. Bases 223 to 4398 code for a protein of 1391 amino acids.